GCUGAUAAUACAGCAGAUAAUAGGGAGAUUAUCAGUGGUUUUGUUGGUCCUUCACACUUCCUAUCUAAUCACAUGACUUUAUAUAGAGCUAGCUAGGGCCGGCCUAUAAGUGUAUAAGGUUAAGGAGUGAGUAGCCACCAAGGCUAACUGUCAAUGGCCACUCAAGCAACCCCCGACCAUUCUCCAGAGUAUCUGUCCUUCCAAGAUAACUUUGAAGCAUUGGUGUCCACAUUCAAAGCUCAACCUGCUGCAUACGCUGAUAGCCUCUUCUCCAAUGGCUACAUACCAGAUGAAGUUCUCGAGUACUCUAGACUGAAUGGAGUUAUGGACUCGGAUAAAUCUCGAAAGAUUCUGGAUACUAUCAUCCAUCGAAUUAAGCUCAAUCCCAGUGUAUUCCACGGCUUUAUUGCUGCCAUCGCUGGCCCUUCUACUGACGAUGUUGUCAAGAAGCUACACGAUAGUUACGAGCGUCACAAGACUGCGACCAGCCGUGUUGAACAGCCGCAACUCUCUCCACCCACACACCAGCAACCUCCACCAGAGGCUCCGACGUCCUUCAGUUUCCCGUACCUUGACACCUCUAGCCUUGAUGAGGAUGAUAGAAUUGAAAUGGAGGAUCGGCUCAUAGCGGAUACAACGAAAAUGAUGAUUAGGUUCACUGCUUUUACUCUAAUUAUACAAGAGUCAUUUGAAAAACGUAUCCCAUUGGAUAAGAUUAAAGAUUUUGUUCUCAGCCUCGACGCUUUCAACAACGGGAUUGGAGUCAAAGUGCUUGAUCCACAAGAUAAGCAAGAAAUCAAAAAUGCCAAAAAUUUGGCCCAGGUCUUCAUGACUCUACGUGAUUACAUCUCCUUCUUCAACUAUGAGAUAGUGCAGUACCUCAUCGAGCUGCUGGGAUCACCAGACGACCAAACACAACUGCGUGAGUAUUGCUCUGCACUUGAUCAGUUCUGUAAGCGAAAUGUGUUUGAAGUUCCGGCCGAAGCUUUCUCUUCAAAAUCUCGUAUCAAAACGGCUAAAGUGUUUGUUCUCAAGCUCACUGAGCGAUCGCGAGUAACCACACUGGAGUAUGUAAGAAGGCUGACACGAAGAAUUGCUGAAGCCCUUGGUCUACAAAGAGCAGCGCUACAACUCUGUUCAAUCAAACAAGGCUGCUUGGAGCUCCACUUUCUCGUCACUGUAGCUGUUGCCAAGUGUAUCUACCCAGUGUCCCCUACUGUACAGGCAGCUCUCAGUGCGAUGGGGGUCAAAGUUCUCACCUGUGGAAGUACGGAUGAGGUGGAGACAUUUCUGCUGGAACAGGAUCUGAACAAACUCAAACUAGAAGGUGUUGAGGAGAUGUCUAAAGACACAAGAACGAGCACGACAACCUUCACUCAAAUGAAGGACACUAAAGAUACAAGAGACUCGGACCCAGUGGAGGCAACAAAGAGGGAGUCAAAGGACACUCAACCAGUCAAGAAGGCACACAGGGAACAAAUUGGGCACAAAGAUGCUGAGCUGGUCAGGAGAGACGCCAUCAUUCAACAGCUGAGACUGGGUCCCCCUCCCAGAGAGUUGAGACCUCCACUCACUCUGAAAUGGAGAAGAGGAAAAGACAUGCCAAUCAAGAUGGGUGCCACGGCACAGAGUGUUGUUAUCGGUGACACGGUGUAUGUUGGUGGAGGGUUUGCAGACAAUGGUCGUGACAGGUGUACAGUGAUGAAGCUCGAGCAAGAUCAAUGGACCAAACUACCAGAGUACACUGCCAUGUACUUCGCUAUGACAUCACUCGCUAAUCGACUAGUGCUGGUGGGAGGACUUGAUCUAAGAAACAACAAACGCACCAAUCAACUUGCAGUUUUUGAAGCAGGGGAAUGGACUCACCCGUACCCACCAAUGAACAUUGCUCGUGAUUCCUCAACAGCUGUCUCCUUCAACAACCACAUCAUUGUAGCUGGUGGGAAUGAUGAUAAAGGACGUACCUCCUCUGUGGAGGUGUUGGACGUGGCAUCAAGAAGAUGGUACAUUGCUCAGUCACUACCUAGCCCACGAUCAAUGCUGAAAUCGACUCUCAUGGGAAACACCCUCUACCUAAUGGGAGGGAUGGAUCACACUUGGAGUUCAAUCAAGACAGUGCACCACGUCGACCUCAAUGAACUCAUUGCAAAGGCCCUUUCCAACCUGGACACACCCACUCUCUGGCAGACCUUACCGGAAGUACCACUCGUGUAUUCAGCUCCUCUCAGUAUUGGGAGGUCACUAUUAGCCGUUGGUGGACGGGACGACAGACGCAACCCAAGAUCAUCGAUCCACCUCUACCAGCCUGACACCAGGAGGUGGGUGAAAGUAGGAGACCUGCCUACUGCACGAUACCGCUGCACAUGCUCAGUACUUCCUAGUGGAGAGGUCAUUGUAGCCGGAGGAGAGACAAAACCAUUUUAUGGUAAUUAUGUUCAAACAGUUGAUUUCUUUUGUAUAAGCGAUUAAUUAGUUAUUGUAAUAUGUUGUGCAUUGUUAACAAUCUUUUUGAAAAAAGUUUUCUAAUGAAGUUUGCAUAUUUCGUUUAUUUUUAUAAUAUUAUUCAAACUGUUGAUUUCUUCACUAUAAGUGCUAAUUAGUUAUUUUGUUAAUUGUUUCUCUUUAAUUGUGCGAUGAGUUUAUAACGAUAUUGAUAUUCUUUUUAUCAUGUUGAGAAAAUUAAGUUGCAACAGAA
Molecule: messenger RNA, 2695 nt
Organism: Halichondria panicea
Lineage: Eukaryota; Metazoa; Porifera; Demospongiae; Suberitida; Halichondriidae
Exons: 6
Coding region: 154-2469 (771 amino acids)
Molecular function (GO): protein binding
Source: RefSeq, a predicted model, not a curated record